AUUUAUAUUUUAAGCCCAUUCUUGAUGAGGAUCGUAAUUCGACACCCCGAAGUGGUUCUUAUCAUUCUCUUCAUGUCAAUGUUAUUGGGCCUUUGGUUGGUCUUGUUCGUCGUUUUUCUCAGAUUGUUCACGAUGGCGAUUUGACUUUCCAUCUUGUUCGCUUAGAGAUUCGGUUUGGUUCUCGAGUGUUUCGUGCGGAUGCUUUUUCUCGUUCACGUUCUGGUGCCGUUAAUUUAGCGGCUGAGAAGAUGUUUAAUCGGUUACUUCUAACUGAUUUGGUCUUGCCUCCUCACAUAAUUGGGUUGCCUAAUGUUCGUGGUCAUUGUUUUUUGACGACUGUUUUGGUUAUGUUGAUGCGGUCUCAUAGUUUUGUGCGGUGUCUAUUUCGCGUUAACCAGGAGGUUACUAGUGAUGUGAAUUCCGGUGUUGAACUCAAUCCUCUUAAUCGAGAUGUGCUCUAUUCUUUUGGUGAAGUGCCUUUUCUUUGGACUCGAGCUUUCUUCCGCUUUUUCCGUUUGUAUUUAAAGGUUUCUCGUAGCGGUCGACUUGAUCUUUUAAAUCUACCAUUGGGUUUGUGGCCUCACUAUGGUUCUGGAGAUGCAACUAAGGUUAAACCUGACGUUGAUCUGAGUUUGGACAAUUUGAUGAUGCUCAUAUGCCGGUUACUUGGUAAUUUUGUUCGUGCUGAUUAUCUGAGUCCUGGUGGUAAGGAGGAAGUGUUUUAUUCUGAUCUAAUGUUGCAGCUUCGUCGUGAGAGCUCAGAGUUCGUGUUGACCGCUCAUGUUUUGUUGUCUGUUAGUUUCGUGUGUGCUGAUUGUGAAUCUCAAUUUGAUAAUCAUCCAGUGGCUCUUCCUUAUGUUUUUCUUCGUGAUUUUCUUGGUUCUGGUGUUUCAGGAUUUUGCGAUUUUAUCGCUGAUUUUGUUCAUUUGUUGCCUCAGCAGUUGAUUACUUGUAUUGGUAGUUUUGGUGGUAAAAUUUGUAAUUCUGACCGGUUGUCUUUCUCUUCUCAUGAGAUCGUUUCUAUACCCUCUCUACUGGUUUUCCGAUUUCCUGAUUUAGGAUCUUCUGGUAUUUCUGGUCAGAUGACUCCUGAUGAGUUAACUAUCACUUGGUCCAGUGAGAUUCUACACUAUCGCCGCAUCGCGUAUUCUUGUGAUUAUCGUGUUUAUGAUGGUGGUGUUGAUUCUGAGUCUUUCAGGUUCCCCACUUCUUCGGAGGCUUUUUUGGGUUGGCAUUCGAUAGCUCAUGUUUUAACUACCCGUGGUUGGUUGGAGUAUAACAAUGGUAGGGAGGGUUUACCCUCACCGGCUUUGCUGGGUGGUCAUACUUCUUACUCUUUAGUUUUUUAUGAUAUGGACAAUUCAUUUGUACCUGAGCCUUCAAUUUGUUUUGAAGAGAAGUGA
Molecule: messenger RNA, 1403 nt
Organism: Panonychus citri (citrus red mite)
Lineage: Eukaryota; Metazoa; Arthropoda; Arachnida; Trombidiformes; Tetranychidae
Exons: 2
Coding region: 249-1403 (384 amino acids)
Source: RefSeq, a predicted model, not a curated record